Messenger RNA from Neltuma alba, 1252 nucleotides. Its product is annotated as probable uridine nucleosidase 2. Gene Ontology annotation, molecular function: purine nucleosidase activity. Gene Ontology annotation, cellular component: cytosol. Lineage: Eukaryota; Viridiplantae; Streptophyta; Magnoliopsida; Fabales; Fabaceae. Gene Ontology annotation, biological process: purine nucleoside catabolic process. The record is from RefSeq and is a predicted model, not a curated record.
UGUACUUUAUAAUUUUGGCGAAGGAGGAGAAGUUGGUUAAGAGAACAAAAGUUCGGGUCCGAGGAUCUUGCCGGAUCGGUUCUCUUCUCACCAACCUCUUCACCUCUUAUUCUUUCUGCUUUUUUAACUGUACAUUUCCUUCAGAUUCAGUACUUGGGCCUUUGAAUUUUCAUCUUUCGUUUUCCUCUUCUGAAUUCUCGGUCAUGGCGUCUGAACCCAAGAAGAUCAUAAUAGAUACUGACCCCGGCAUUGAUGAUGCCAUGGCAAUAUUUCUGGCAUUACGAUCGCCUGAGCUGGAGGUCAUUGGACUUACGACUAUUUACGGAAAUGUUUACACCACCCUGGCCACCAGAAAUGCCUUGCAUUUGUUGGAGGUUGCAGGGAGAACUGAUAUACCAGUGGCUGAAGGCUCCCAUGUUACAUUAACUAAAGGAACAAAGCUUCGUAUUGCUGAUUUUGUCCAUGCGGAUGGGCUUGGCAACCAAAAUUUCCCUCCACCUAAAGGAAAGCAUAUUGAAGAAUCAGCUGUUGAUUUUCUGAUUCGACAAGCAAAGAUUAAUCCUGGCAAAGUCACUGUAGUGGCAUUGGGUCCGCUUACAAAUAUUGCAUUGGCUAUCCAACAGGAUCCCGACUUUUCCAAAAUUGGCCAGAUUUUUCUUCUAGGCGGUGCUUUUGCAGUGAAUGGCAAUGUAAAUCCAGCUGCCGAGGCCAAUAUAUUUGGCGACCCAGAUGCUGCGGAUGUUGUAUUCACAAGUGGGGCAGACAUUGUUGCAGUAGGGAUAAAUGUUACGCACCAGGUUGUCCUGACAGCUGCUGAUCGAGAGAAGUUGGCAAGUUCGAAAGGCAAAUUUGCACAAUACCUGAACAAAAUCUUGGACGUGUACUUCUCUUAUCAUUUUGAGGCAUAUGACACUGCAGGCGUUUACCUACAUGACCCAACGACCCUUCUUGCAGCUGUUAAUCCUUCACUCCUAACUUACGCAGAGGGUACUGUUAGAGUCCAAACUAAUGGCAUCACGAGGGGACUCACGAUUCUGUAUAAUAAGCAAAAAAGGUUUGGUGAAGUUACUGAGUGGUCGGAUAAACCAUCUGUCAAAGUAGCUGUGACAGUUGAUGCUCCUGCUGUUGUUAAACUGGUAAUGGAUCGUCUUAUGGAUUCAUGAACCAACCAUGAAGAUUUUCGAUGGUAAUUGAAGAGGACAGGGGUUGGAGGUGCUCAGAAACCAAGGCGAAUCAAACAAACUCACAAAGC